Molecule: messenger RNA, 1170 nt
Organism: Cydia fagiglandana
Lineage: Eukaryota; Metazoa; Arthropoda; Insecta; Lepidoptera; Tortricidae
Exons: 7
Coding region: 1-1170 (389 amino acids)
Molecular function (GO): protein binding
Source: RefSeq, a predicted model, not a curated record
AUGGAUGCUCAAAGUUUCAGAAGGGCCGAGGGGGCUAGAAGAGAUGAGUACUCUGUGAAGGACAUGAUGGAACGCGUCGCGGUUGGAGACGUCAUUAAUGAGCGGUAUAAGACGGAGACAGAACCACCGGAAGGCGGCGUGGUCUUCAAACCGGGAAAGAACGACGAAAGAACAGAAGAGAAGAUAAAACACGAGAUGGACGACGAGAGGAUAGAACAGGCCGUCAAAGAGUACAAGGAAGUCUACGAGAAUCCCAUGGACUGCGAGAAUUUAGACUGCGAGAAUGUUCUGGAGGCUGUCUGUGGAGUGAAGCUGGAGAAUAAGAGGCCGAAGUAUAGGCUUUUCAAGAAUGAGUGCUUUUUUAGGAAGGUUAAUUGUGGGCUUCGGUAUGACUAUAAUAGGUAUAGAACAGUGUCCAUCGACCAAUGCGACGGAGUAGGCAGCCACCUGCCUCCUCAGGAGCACGCUGGCUGGCUGCAGUACCAGCCCAGACCCUUGCCAAGGAGUCAGCCAAGUGGAGGUGGUGGUGGGCAGAGCAGUGGGCGAAGAAGCGCUUCCAGACGAGACUACGAUGAAAUCAAAAAUAUACCAACAAGAAAAUACAAUCAAAGAAAAUUGGAAAGAUGGCCGAAUGGUUUCAAACAUGAUCUUAUUGCCAGCCAAGCUCAAUACAAAUCCAAAAUGAUGCAAUAUUUAUCAAGAGCACUAGGGUCUAGAACGGCCAUGACAGCGAACACGAACGGUCUCCCCUGCGACCACUUCUGCCCGGUCCGGUGUCCGGAGGUGUACGCGCCUGUAUGCGCGUACACGUACCCGCAGCGGGCACGCGUGUUCCAAAACCACUGUCUACUAGACCUGCAGUCGUGUAAUGAUGGUUCAGCUAUUACGACUCACAUGGUCACCUGUCUCCCCUGCGACCACUUCUGCCCGGUCCGGUGUCCGGAGGUGUACGCGCCUGUAUGCGCGUACACGUACCCGCAGCGAGCACGCGUGUUCCAAAACCACUGUCUACUAGACCUGCAGUCGUGUAAUGAUGGUUCAGUGUGGCAAGAACGUGCGCUAUCCGAGUGCGCGGGCGACGUGCGCGCGGAGGUGCACGAGCGAGCAGCGUUCAUCGGCUGGAUGCAGCGUAUGGGCAUCCUAGAUAAAAAGGGACAUCUUGUCCAGUGA